AGACUAGGGGGUUUCCCAAGGUUCCGCAUCGAGGCCUAGCCGACACAACCAAACCCCCCCGAAUCAGCCUUGCCCGUAGCCUGAUCAUUCCCAAUCUUUCCAUCCCGCCGUCAACCACCUUUCCUUUGGUAACCAUUGGCGUCCCCAUCAUAGCAUAGAUGGUUUCCGACUGCUGAGACGCUGCGACUUCUCCCAUCAUUCCAAUCUUGAACGAGAGUCUCCGUCGUCUUCUGCCGCCAAUUGACAUUCGAUGGAUCAGCCGGCGGCAAAGAAGAGAAGGCUGGCUCCCAAGAUUGAGGCUCAAGCCAGUCCUCCUCAUCCGCCGCCAUUCCCUCAUGAACCUACUCAACCGGCGCAGCAUUAUCAAGUCCAGGACGUCCCUCCACCGCCUCCAGAGAGGCAUGAGUUUGAGUCGUUCGCGAGGCACCUUCAAGAUGCCGCUAUGCUUAUAUAUAGGCAAACUCAAAAGUCGCCGUAUACAAAGGCAUCCGUCCUAAUUCUACGUUGGGAAGAAGACAAUGCCGCCGAACACGAUCUUGCCGCUCUCGAACAGGUCUUUCGACAACGAUAUAAUUACCGCACCGAAUGCUUCAACAUACCUACAGUAGACAAUCCUAGCAUUAAGCUAGGUGUUCGUGUGUCAUCUUUCCUCGAAAAUGCAGCUUCCGACCAUCUAUUGAUAAUAUAUUACGCGGGGUAUGGUUAUAUGGGCGUGGAUAAUCAGCUAUAUUGGGCAAGCACCCCAAGAAAAGACUUAAAACUGAAGUGGAGUGGUUUCCGCUGUCUUUUCGAAGAGGCGCAAUCCGAUAUUCUUUUACUUCUUGAUACUUGCGCAUCAAAAGAACAAUCUGUCUCGGAUGGCGGCAGCGCCAAGCAAGUUAUCGCAGCGAGCACUCCCGAGCACUAUUCCCGGGAUCUAAAUUUGCGAUCAUUUACUUCCCACGUAACUGAGGCAUUUGUUAAAUUUGGUGGUGGUAGGCCAUUUACGGCAGAGAAUUUAUAUCAUGAAAUAACACAUCAACGACAUCAAGAACUAAUACAGGCGUCCGGAUUAACCAAUGGAGCCAGCAAAAGCCUACCGUUCACCGAAAAAUUACCUGUUUUAUAUACCAUAAGUCCUGGCAAGGGCCAGGGUAUCUCUCUAUCCCCUCUUCCUCCAGGUACCGAUGCGCAAUUACGUUCUCCACGAACAGGGAUCGACGGAGAUGCCCAAUUGCUCAGAGCAUCCCGGGAAGAUCCCAUUAUCCACCCGAGUGCAGUGGCAGAUUUGACAUUUGAGGAGCCGAGGGUCUUAGUUUGCACAACGUUCGUUGGCGAAGCCAGUCCGGAUAUGUCUUCUUUCAAUCAUUGGAUCCAUAACGCUCCAGCUAUCGCGUCAAAGAUCGCCGUCGAAGGCAUGUUUCUUGGUCCGCCCACCAUGCUUCUCAUAUCAAUGCCUGUACCCGUAUGGAAUGUCGUGCAGCACGAUAAGGUCUGUUGCUUUUUAGGAUAUGUGAAUUCUCACAAUAUGACCCACCUAUACAAUCGUUUAGUUGGAUCGGUCUCUGUCAAUAGGGCGUCGGCGAAGGAUGUGGAAGAUGGUCGGAUGCUCCUCGAGGCUCGGGAGAUCGCGAGUACGCCGAUUGCUCGCCGACAUGACCUUCCUACUCAUGCGCAAAUACGACCAGAGACACCGAUUCGUCCAGAGAGCAUCGGAAGGGUUGAUUCAAUAAAUUUACCCCAGCCCUCUGCUACUCCUAGUAUGGCAUAUACUAAUACAACGCCGGGUACCGUCAUAUCCAGUAAAAAUGAUGUCGAAGAUUCUGCUGAGAUGCAGGAAGCCGCUGAACAACUCAAGGCCCUCAGCCAUGUUCGGCACGUAAGUAAUGAAAACGUCUCUGUCGCGCACGCGCAGCCAAUUUUGGCGGAUAAUGCUACAUCUACUCGACAUGACGAGGCUUCGUCCCACGAAACGAAUGAAUCUGGGGUAGAUGAAACUCCUUAUAACCCCGAAUUUACGCCACCAUCAUCACGACCUAAACAGCCACGCCGAUCACUCCAAAAACAAGCACCCAAACAGGAAACCCGCUGUAAUCACUGCAGCCAUGCUCCGUUCAAGGAUUAUUCAUCGUUACGUAAACAUAUUGCUGCCGCUCAUACCCGACCAUUUCCGUGCGCCUUCGCAUUCGCUGGUUGCACAAGCACCUUCGGAUCGAAAAAUGAGUGGAAGAGACAUAUCGCAUCACAACACCUGUGUCUCCAAUACUACCGGUGUUCAUCAUGUCCGCAGAGUACGGUUGAAGGAAAAGGGAACGAAUUUAACCGUAAAGAUCUCUUUACACAGCACCUUCGCCGCAUGCAUGCACCCUUUGCAAUUAAGAAGGCGCUUGCCAAGGGUGAUAGCAAAUUACAGGUGGACUGGGAGACCCACGUGAAGGAGAUGCAACAGUCGUGUCUUGUGACGCGUAGGCAGCCUCCGCAGAGGUCCUCUUGCCCUAAAUCAGACUGUGCCAGUCUUUUCGAAGGGCCUACCUCAUGGGACGAGUGGACUGAGCAUGUCGGUAGGCAUAUGGAAAAGGGCGAGGCAGCAAGGCUUGGUGUCGAUCGUCUACUAGCAAAAUGGGCUUUAGAUGAAGGUAUCAUCGAGCGCAGGGACGACGGUGAAUAUCGACUCUGUACAGGGACCAAUAAUCCCCCAGAACGGGACUCUGGUGGAAAUAAUGUGGAAUACCAAUCGGAUGGAAACAAACGUGAUCGAGAGCGUGAUAGGGACCGAGACCAUGACCGCGACCCAGAAAGAGAUCGAAACAGGGAUCAAGAUCAAGAAGAUCGGACGAUAGUAGCAGCAAGUACGAUGGUGGAUAAAAUGGAUAUUGACGAAUGACGCCAAGCUUAUUUCCGCGAAACACGAUAUAUAUAUAAGGCGAAACAUUUGGACGAAGGAAAAGUCUCGAGUUAAAACGGUAUCGGACGGAUAGGGGUGAUGUGCCUUCGCGAAAGGCAUAGAAAAGGCCAGCUCUUAACGAAUUUCCUUUCUGUUCACCGAACGGUUGUAUUCGAACUAGAUACGCGGCACGACCUCACCUGACGCUUCAUGUUGUUGUUGUUGUUGUUCUUCAUUCUCUUCUUAUCUUGAUAUUACCUCGCCA
Molecule: messenger RNA, 3128 nt
Organism: Annulohypoxylon maeteangense
Lineage: Eukaryota; Fungi; Ascomycota; Sordariomycetes; Xylariales; Hypoxylaceae
Exons: 3
Coding region: 251-2863 (870 amino acids)
Molecular function (GO): DNA-binding transcription factor activity
Source: RefSeq, a predicted model, not a curated record